CGAGAGACGAGCCGCUCCAGCUGAUCAGGGGCCGGUCGACGUCGUCGUGUUUUCUUUUCUAUUUCACUUGAAUUCGCCUCGUACCUUUCGCUUUCGUUUGCAUUUCUGCCGCAUUUGGUUCUCAGGGUAACCUUCGACCUCGGAAUGGCCUUUAGAAUCUGUUCGCUGGCCGGACACGGCCUCAGAGGGGUCUUUCUACCAAAAUACACUCAGAAGCAAAUUAUUCGGUGUUUUCGGGUGUCGCCUCAGUUCUUGGCCACGGUGCAAUUCAACCUUUCGGACAUUGGCGAAGGCAUCAAAGAGGUGACGGUCAAGGAGUGGUUUGUCGAGGCUGGACAGAAAGUGGCCCAGUUUGAUAACAUUUGCGAGGUGCAAAGUGACAAGGCUUCGGUCACAAUCACCAGCCGCUUCGACGGAGUAAUCAAAAAGCUGCACUACAAAAUCGAGGAUGUCGCUCAGGUCGGACAGCCUUUGGUCGACAUCGAGUUGGAAGGCUCUGAAGACACGGUUAAACCUGAGGAGUCCUCCAGUUCCUCCUCUUCAUCCAGUUCUGACAGUGAUGGCGAGGUGAAAUCCUCAACGCCCCCUCCUAGUCCUGAGGAGCAAAUGCCGUAUCUCUUCAAGUCUCUGGCCGCCCCUGCAGUCCGAAGGGUGGCCAUGGAAAACAAAAUCCAACUCACAGACAUUAAAGGCACUGGAAAAGGUGGACGGGUUCUCAAGGAAGAUAUCCUGGCGUUCAUUGAGGCCAAGAAAGCCCCUCCUAAGGUUGUCCCCAAGGCUGAAGGAGACAGAAUCGAGCCUAUCAAGGGUGUUAUGAAGGGAAUGGCCAAAGCCAUGACUGCCUCUCUGCAAAUCCCGCACUUUGUCUACAGCGACGAGAUCAACGUGGACAACCUGGUGUUAGUGCGGCAGCAGCUGAAGGAGGCUUCGUUCGGCAGAGGUGGCGUCAAGCUGACCUACAUGCCCUUCCUGAUCAAGGCGGCCUCCCUGGCGCUGAAGCACUUCCCAGUCAUCAACUCGUCGGUGGACGCCGAGUGCCAGAACAUCAUCUACAAAGCCGAUCACAACAUUGGCGUCGCCAUGGACACGCCGCUCGGACUGGUGGUGCCGAAUAUCAAGAGGGUGCAGACCCUGAGCGUCUUUGACGUGGCCACCGAGCUCAACCGGCUCAUGCAAGCAGGCAUGAAGGGCUCCUUGAAGCAGGAGGACCUCACCGGAGGCACUUUCACCAUCUCCAACAUCGGCAUUAUUGGCGGCACCUACACCAAACCGGUGAUUUUGCCUCCUGAGGUGGCGAUUGGCGGCAUUGGAAAAAUCCAGAAGGUGCCAAGAUUCGACGCCAAGGGCAACGUCAUCGCGGCCAACAUCAUGUGCGUCAGCUGGGCGGCAGACCACCGGGUUCUGGACGGAGUUACCAUGGCAAAAUUCUCCAACAAGUGGAAGGAAUACGUGGAGAACCCUCACAGCAUGCUGCUCGACCUCAAGUGAUAAAACUCGUCCCUGUUUAGAUCAAAGGCUAGCACACCAUAAAUCAGGAAUGCAGCUCAAUAAUUGUUGAAAAGUGCCAUUGCAGAUUUAUUUUUAUAUAUAUUCUUGCCCCCGAUCCUUUGCGGAGCCUCUUCUGAUGCUCAAUGUUCAGGUUUCGCCAUGACACCAGAAUUGGCUCUAAAAAAAGAAUCUCCCGAUUUAUACAUAUUACUGUGCCUUGAAAAGAAAAUCUAUUUUUUAAAUUAAUUGUUGCCAAAAUACAUAUAUAUCAAUAUUUACACUGCUAAUGAAAUGAUUGAAAUAAAUUUUAUGUGGUUUUGAAAUUUGCAUAUUUGAUUUCCUAAUGAAACAAGGUAUUUAUUUUUGCAUUAUUGUAUAACAAAUAAAAAAGUAAAUGUCGAGAAAAUCGGCCUCA
Cloeon dipterum is the source of this 1903-nucleotide messenger RNA. It is a transcript of the gene Dbct, whose product is annotated as Dihydrolipoamide branched chain transacylase E2. Lineage: Eukaryota; Metazoa; Arthropoda; Insecta; Ephemeroptera; Baetidae. Bases 145 to 1488 code for a protein of 447 amino acids. The record is from RefSeq and is a predicted model, not a curated record. Gene Ontology annotation, cellular component: cytoplasm; mitochondrion. The transcript has 7 exons. Gene Ontology annotation, molecular function: acetyltransferase activity; lipoic acid binding.